AUGUCAAUGUCCGAUAAGAGCACACGUGUGGCCUUUGGUCCUUGGGGGCUUGUCAAGGAGGUCUUCAACUGGUAUCCCUCGAAUUACCCGGCACAUGAGCGGAGGAUGCUCUUCAAGCUGGAUCUGUCCAUCUUGGUGUUUGCCUGUCUCUGCUUCUUCGUCAAGUAUCUCGAUCAAACCAACAUCAGCAAUGCCUAUGUCAGUGGCCUGAAGGAAGACUUUCAACUUUAUGGGAACCAACUCAACUACUGUAACACCUGUUAUAUCACGGCAUAUGUCGUGUUCCAGGUCCCGGGGUUGUUGUUGAUGUCUCGUCCCAAACUAGCUCGAUGGCUGCUUCCAUCUCUCGAGAUUCUCUGGGGAGUGUGUACAUUUGCACAGAGUCGCGUCACCAAUAUCCAGCAGCUGUAUGCGCUUCGCUUCCUGGUCGGCAUGUUCGAGGCUCCCGUAUUUGCUGGGACGCAUUUCAUCCUUGGAUCCUGGUACUCCGGCCCGGAGCUAUUCAAACGAGCAGGGACCUGGUUCAUCUGCAACGCUCUGGGGACGAUGGUCAGCGGCUAUCUGCAAGCAGCGGCCUACACGAAUCUGUCCGGGGUGGGUGGAAUGGCCGGAUGGCGAUGGCUGUUCAUCAUCGACGGGAUCUUCACCAUCCCCGUCGCCGUGCUCGGCUUCUUCAUCUUUCCCGGCGUUCCGGAUUCUCCACGGACCUGGAUCUUGACCGAGGAUGAUAUCAAUCUCGCAAAGGACCGCGCGCGUCGAGCGAACAUCCGCCGGCCGGAGAAGAUGAGCGUCGACGUGUUCAAGCGCAGCCUCCGGCGCUGGCAUAUCUGGGUGUUCAUUUUCAUCUACGCAUGCAUGAUCAUCUCCUCCUAUCCCGUCUCGUAUAUGAAUCUCUGGCUGCAGGCGGAGGGCUACUCGGUGGCGCAGGUGAACAAGCUCCCGACGGUGAUCUCUGCAAUCAAUAUCGUCGCCUCCUGGCUGGGAACGACCCUGGCUGCGAUCUAUCCCGCCUGGGCGCUAUACACCUUUUCUUCCGCGUGCUGUCUGUUCUCCACCUUGUGCAUGAUCAUCUGGGAUAUCCCCCGCGCGCUGAAAUUCGUCGCAUGGUACCUCUUCGGCACAUCCGGCUGUCUCAGCCCCAUCCUCUAUUCGACAGUCAACACCAUCGUGAAAGACGACUCGGAAGAGCGCGCCCUCAUCAUGGGCUCGAUGAUGACCUUCGGCUACUCGUUCCAGAUCUGGGUCCCACUGCUUCUAUUCCCCACCGCAGGCGCGGAUGGCGCACCGCGCUGGCGCAAAGGGUGGCCCGCCUCGUUUGCGUUUUUCUUCCUGCUGUGGGCUGGUUUCAUCGCAGCACUGCUCAUACAUCGAUGGUAG
Aspergillus saccharolyticus JOP 1030-1 is the source of this 1377-nucleotide messenger RNA. RefSeq names its product MFS general substrate transporter. Gene Ontology annotation, molecular function: transmembrane transporter activity. Gene Ontology annotation, biological process: transmembrane transport. NCBI's taxonomy places the organism in Eukaryota, Fungi, Ascomycota, Eurotiomycetes, Eurotiales, Aspergillaceae. The transcript has 9 exons. The record is from RefSeq and is a predicted model, not a curated record. Gene Ontology annotation, cellular component: membrane. The coding region runs from base 1 to 1377 and encodes 458 amino acids.